This is a messenger RNA of Trypanosoma theileri, 912 nucleotides long. Its product is annotated as protein phosphatase 2A catalytic subunit. The transcript has a single exon. Gene Ontology annotation, biological process: double-strand break repair via homologous recombination; peptidyl-serine dephosphorylation. Lineage: Eukaryota; Euglenozoa; Kinetoplastea; Trypanosomatida; Trypanosomatidae. The record is from RefSeq and is a predicted model, not a curated record. The coding region runs from base 1 to 912 and encodes 303 amino acids. Gene Ontology annotation, cellular component: nucleus; cytoplasm. Gene Ontology annotation, molecular function: protein serine/threonine phosphatase activity.
AUGGAUUCAAUUGAUCAGUUUCUGGAAACUGUCAGCAAGGGGAUGUGUCCCCGAGAAGCUGAGGUGAUGAAGUUGUGCACCAGAGCCCGUGUCAUCCUUGAUGCAGAAUCCAACACCCACGUUAUACGUGCCCCAUGUACUAUUGUUGGUGAUAUUCAUGCUCAAUUUUUUGAUUUGAUUGAGAUGUUCCGUGUGGGUGGGGAUGUUCCUGAUGUAAACUACGUUUUCAUGGGUGACUAUGUAGAUCGUGGACACCAUGGAGUAGAGACUUUUCUACUUCUCCUUGCCCUUAAGGUAAAAUAUACCAAUCGUGUGGCACUCCUGCGUGGAAACCAUGAAUCACGCCAAAUUACACAAGUAUACGGUUUUUACGAUGAAUGUUUACGCAAAUAUGGCAGUGUCAAUGUUUGGCGCUAUUGCACAGAUGUUUUUGACCUUCUUCCACUUGUAUGUGUGGUGGAGGAGAAGAUCUUGUGCGUGCAUGCGGGUCUCUCGCCUAUGAUCUCCACUGUCAGUCAGAUGGAGGCGAUUGAGCGGCGCUGCGAGGUCCCGCAUGAGGGGGCGAUGUGUGAUCUUCUCUGGUCGGACCCGGAGGAGAUCGACGGCUGGGGCCUCUCCCCCCGAGGUGCCGGCUAUCUCUACGGCGAGGAGGUCGUCCGCAACUUCCUUGAGACCAACAAGCUAGAGCUCCUCUGCCGAUCUCAUCAACUGGUUAUGGAGGGGUACAGAGUGAUGUUCGGCGAUACUCUCGUGACAGUAUGGUCAGCACCAAAUUACUGCUAUCGCUGCCAAAACGUGGCGUCGAUAUUAGAAUUAGAUGAACACCUCAAUAAAAACUUUAAACUUUUUGAGGCAGCACCAGAUGAGGCACGAGAACAGGCAAAGACCACAAUGCCAGAGUAUUUCUUGUAA